AUGGUGUCGCGUCUUGUUUCUCCAUUGUGGAGGAUUUGCUUUGCGCUCGCAGCUGGUGUGCUUUUGUCUUCUGCAUAUGCUGUCACCAGCGACGCUACCUCUGUUGGGGAGCUGACUGUAAGACAGAUUGAGGAUGAAUUGCAGAACUGCCCCUUUGUGGAAGGCCUCAAUAAGCACAAACGCGCCAGCAGCCCCCAAACCACCAGUCUGACUUCCAAGAUCUUUUCCAUUCUCUUCCCUGGAAGUCCCGCCGUCAAUGCCAUUCUGGCAACAGUAUAUAUCUCCGGUCCUCCCAAUUUCCUGCUCGCACUAUGUCCACCCAAUAUCGAUCCCUCCUCGUUGUCCGUCAUGGUCGCAUUUGCUGUCGGGGGUUUACUAGGCGACACACUCUUCCAUCUUCUCCCCGAAAUUUUCCUAGGCGAGGAUGCCCAGGACCACGUCCGUUUCGUCAUGGUCGAACCGAACCGCAACCUCCUGCUGGGCUUGGGCAUCAUGGUGGGGUUCUUCACCUUCGUCGCGAUGGAUAAGACAUUGCGUAUUGCAACCGGUGGUGCAGGACACGACCACUCCCAUGGCCACAGCCACAGCCACAGCCACAGGGACGGGAAUGAUAAACCCGUAGCUGUCACAAGCAGCCGCGACACUGGCACCAAAGAGCUCAAACAUCGCAAAUCGCACCCGUCCGAGUCCAGCCCAGCUCAACCAACGGAGGACACAAACAAGGAAAUCAACCCCAGCGUCAAGCUAGGCGGAUAUCUUAACCUCAUCGCCGACUUCACACACAACAUCACCGACGGCCUCGCCAUGUCGUCAUCGUUCUACGCUUCGCCAACAAUCGGCGCCACUACCACCGUUGCCGUCUUCUUCCACGAAAUCCCCCACGAGGUCGGUGACUUUGCGCUUCUUAUACAGUCCGGGUUCUCGAAGCGCAAGGCUAUGGGCGCUCAAUUCGUUACCGCCAUCGGUGCCUUUCUGGGCACGUUCAUCGGCAUCGCGGUGCAGGAGUUUGGCGGGAACAGUCACACCGGCGAUGUUGAUUCGGUGGCCGUCGGUCUGCUGGGUACGAGCUUGACUUGGGGUGAUAUGCUUCUGCCUUUUACGGCGGGGACCUUUCUCUAUGUUGGCACGGUAUCGGUGAUUCCAGAGCUGUUGGAGACGGGCAAGAAUAAGCGAGCCGAGAUCAAGCAGACAAUUGUUCAGUUUUUGGCUGUAGCUCUUGGUGCGGGUAUUAUGCUUGCGAUCUCUUGGGUUUAA
Molecule: messenger RNA, 1254 nt
Organism: Aspergillus tanneri
Lineage: Eukaryota; Fungi; Ascomycota; Eurotiomycetes; Eurotiales; Aspergillaceae
Product: Zn(2+) transporter YKE4
Exons: 4
Coding region: 1-1254 (417 amino acids)
Biological process (GO): zinc ion transmembrane transport; intracellular zinc ion homeostasis
Cellular component (GO): membrane
Molecular function (GO): zinc ion transmembrane transporter activity
Source: RefSeq, a predicted model, not a curated record